Messenger RNA from Hypomesus transpacificus, 870 nucleotides. Its product is annotated as putative nuclease HARBI1. Lineage: Eukaryota; Metazoa; Chordata; Actinopteri; Osmeriformes; Osmeridae. Bases 1 to 870 code for a protein of 289 amino acids. The record is from RefSeq and is a predicted model, not a curated record. The transcript has 2 exons.
AUGUCAGCCAGUAGGUUCGACGAUUUGGUCGACCGCAUCCGUCCCUACAUCCAGCAUGCCAGCACCCACUCAUCACCUGUUACUGUAGCAGAGAGGUUGGCCGUCACACUCCGUAUCCUGGCUAGCGGGGGCUCACAACAGAGUGUGGCUGCUAGCUAUCGACUAGGGUCGGCCACAGUCUCAAGCAUCGUGUCCAAAAUUUGCCAGGCCAUACACACGGCACUGAAAGAUGAGUUCAUCCCCUACCCAUCCAGAGCUGGGUUCCAGGAGAUAUCAAGGGAUUUCUGGCGGAUGUGGAACUUCCCCAACUGCAUCGGUUGCAUUGACGGGAAGCAUGUGCAGAUCAAAGCCCUUCCAUCCGUCGGCAGCGAAUAUUUCAAUUAUAAAGGAACACACUCUGUGGUGUUGAUGGCAGUUUGCGAUGCCCAGUACCGUAUUACCAUGCUGGACGUUGGAGCCUACGGGAGGCAGAGCGAUGGGGGGAUUUUUCAAGCCAGUCGGUUUGGGCACAGGCUUCUCCAGGGGACACUCGAUCUUCCUCCGCCAGCCGAUCUUCCUGGAAGUACCGUGCCCAUCCCACACACCUUUUUGGGAGAUGCUGCUUUCCCCCUACACGCAAAUCUGAUGCGUCCCUACGGUAAGAUUCCUGUUGUUACUGGCCUCACGUUGAAAGAACAAAGCACAGCACCUCGUGAGGCUCUUCUGAUCGGUACCAAUCUUGAUGAAGGAAAAAAGAUCUAUAACUACAGGCACUCAAGAGCCAGGAGGGUGAUCGAAAACACCUUUGGAAUCAUGUAUGCGCAAUGGAGGGUCCUAGGUCGGCCCAUCGAGUUCCAUCCAAAGAAGGUGGUUGAUGUGGUCAAUGCCUGA